Ipomoea triloba (trilobed morning glory) is the source of this 2145-nucleotide messenger RNA. Its product is annotated as primary amine oxidase-like. The transcript is spliced from 4 exons. Gene Ontology annotation, biological process: amine metabolic process. Gene Ontology annotation, molecular function: copper ion binding; quinone binding; primary methylamine oxidase activity. Bases 1 to 2145 code for a protein of 714 amino acids. The record is from RefSeq and is a predicted model, not a curated record. NCBI's taxonomy places the organism in Eukaryota, Viridiplantae, Streptophyta, Magnoliopsida, Solanales, Convolvulaceae.
AUGGCUUCAUCAAUAUUUUGCUUGUUUUUCAUCCUUAUUUUUCUACAAGUGAAUUCAUGGCCACUGCUUAGGAAUCAUGGUUCUUUCGACGGCUAUAAUGCCAGUAAAAACAAGCUAGAAUCUUUGUUCGGAAUCCAUGAUUUCAAGAUUCAGAAUAAUCACUUCCCUGACAGACCUAUGCACCCUCUGGACCCUCUAACCAUCCAAGAAAUUGAGACAACACGGUCCAUACUCUCGAGUUAUCAACCAUUUUUGGGCUCUUCUUUAAGAAUCCAUUCAUUAUCCUUAGACGAGCCCGACAAGUCCGAGGUUUUGAGAUGGAAAAGAGGCAAUCCUCUUCCAACAAGAAAAGCGUUUGUUGUUGUACUCUUGAAUGGCCAAGCCCAUUUACUUGUUGUGGAUUUGGGCUCGGGCAAAGUGUCUAGUCACACAAGGAACCCUGCCUCGGGUUACCCUUCCUUGUCGGCCGACGACGCCUCGACUGCCUUAGAGGCCACAUUCUCUAAUUUGGUAUUCAGAAAGGCGAUUUCGGCCCGAGGGGUCGAAAUCGAUGACGUGAUUUGUAGCGCGGCCGCGCCGGGAUGGUUCGGGCCUGAAGAGGAAGGAAGGCGGAUCACAAAAAUUAAAUGUUACACGGCCCAAAACACGCCCAAUUACUAUUUGAGGCCCAUUGAGGGCCUUCUGUUAACAGUUGAUCUUGAUAGUGGAGAAGUGAUUAACAUUUAUGACACCCAUUCGGAGAUACCGAUCCCAAAAGCUGAAGGCACGGAUUACCGACGGGACGGAGUAGAAUACCGGGCUCCCGGAGUGGAGCCAUUGAAGCCCAUUUCCAUGGAGCAGCCAAACGGACAAAGCUUCAAGGUUGAAGAUGGAUAUAUUGUGAAAUGGGCGAGCUGGGAAUUCCACCUGAAAGCGGACCAACGGGCCGGGAUUAUAAUUUCUCGGGCCACCGUUUUUGACCCGGAAACGGGGAAGCGGAGGAGCGUGAUGUACAAAGCAUUUGCGUCGGAGUUAUUCGUGCCGUACAUGGACGUCGACGAUGGGUGGUACUUCCGGGCGUACAUGGACGCCGGGGAAUUUGGCCUCGGAGCAACGGCCAUGGAGCUGGUGCCGCUCAAUGAUUGCCCACGGAAUUCGCACUACAUCGACGGGCUGUUCGUGGACCCCGACGGCCGGCCCGUUUUCCAGCCAAACGUCAUCUGCGUGUUCGAAAGAUACUCCGGCGAUAUAGCUUGGCGUCACAGCGGCACCCAGCUCAACGACGAUCUUAUCAGAGAAGCACGGCCGAAGAUCAGCCUGGUGGCGCGGACGACGGCCACGGUGGGAAACUACGACUACAUAUUCGACUGGGAAUUCCAAACCGACGGUUCAAUCCGAGUGACGGUAGGACUCUCCGGGAUCAUACUAGCCAAAGGAAGCCCCUACGAACACAUAAACCAGUUCGAAAUUCCAAGAUGGGACUCACCGGCGGGGUCAUUGGUGUCGGAAAACACCAUCGGAGUGGCGCAUGAUCACUUCAUCACGUUUCACCUGGACAUGGACGUAGAUGGGCCGAUCAACUCUUUCGUGAAGGUUGAUCUUGUCAAGAAUUACAACAUAGCUGGGAAAAUAGAGAGAAAAAGUUACUGGAGCCCCAAAAGAAAAGUGGCCAAAUCUGAAGAUGAUGCAAAGAUUAAGCUCCAGCUUGAUAAACCUUCUGAAUAUCAUGUCAUUAAUCCUCGUCGUAAAUCAAGAUUGGGUAAUCCAAGUGGGUAUAAGAUUGUCCCUAGUGCCACUGCAACCAGUUUACUUGAUCUCCAUGAUCCUCCCCAACUAAGAGCUGCUUUUACAAAUAAUCAGAUAUGGGUGACUCCAUACAAUCGAUCUGAACAAUGGGCAGGAGGGCUUUUUACGUAUCAAAGCCACGGAGAUGACACACUUGCAGUUUGGUCAAAUAGGAAUCGUGGGAUUGAGAAGCAAGACAUCGUAUUAUGGUACACUUUAGGAUUUCAUCACCUACCAUGUCAAGAGGAUUUUCCGGUAAUGCCCACAGUUACAUCUACCUUUCAACUAAAGCCAGUCAAUUUCUUUGAAAGAAAUCCAAUUAUUCAAGCAAACCCUAAUUUUGCUGAGGAUUUGCCCAUGUGUAGGCCAGGCAGACACUAG